GAAACUUCUCCGCGGGUAUUAAGCCCUUUUUCCAUCUUCUCAGCACGGCCACUUCAAGUUCACAUGCGGACGCUUCACCUCACCAAGACCCGAAACCAAUCUUUUAUAUCUUUAAGCGCAAAUGUAGCGUUCACCGAUUAUCUCAGCAACUUAUUUUUCUCAUUUUAACUUUACGCGCGUAUGUAGUCUACUCAGAAAACGAUUUUAGGAUGAAGAUGCUGCCCUAAUUUUUUUUUUUUUUAGCUGUUAUUAAAGUGGAAUUUCUGCUUCAACAUUCCUGUCGAGAUGGAAAAAACGCCUUAAACCAAAAAGCCACGAUGGGGAAAUGGGAGCUGACAAUGAACCCAGUGCAGGAGUGGGGCGAGGAGGUGGAGGACGGUGCAGUCUAUGGGGUGACUCUGCGCCGGGAGCCUGUGCCCUCUUCAGCUCCGUGCACAGCUUUUGUCCAGUACCGCACCUGUAAAGUGCGACGUCUGAAGGCCGCUAAACUAAACCAGCUGGUCAACCACCUCCUGGAGCCUGAAAACCAAGACCAAGACUACGGCCAGAUCCUCCUGUCCACCUACCGCACCUUCACCUGUCCCUCCACCCUCAUCGAGCUGCUCUUCCUCAGGGACAAUGCAGCAACAGAUCUGGAUAAUACAAACAGCUACAACAGGCCUCUGUUGACCUUCGUACAGGCCUGGUUGGACGAUUACAGUGAAGACUUCAGGGACCCUCCACUCCACGCGGCGCUCAGACUGCUGCUGGACCACCUGACCAUCAGCUCUGCCAUGCACUCACACAUGCGCACUCAGCCCAACUACUGCUCUCUGGCCGGGCAGGCAGAGGAGCUGCUCAAGAGGUUUCAGAGAGAAGACGCUGAGUCCAGUCUGAGCUCCUCCAUGGAGCUGUCCCAGGCUGAGUACUGCUCUGGCGAUGACGACUCCGGAUGUGAAAACUCUUUGGAUCUCACAGAUGUAAUGGAUUUUGCAACUGUGGCCAUCGCAGAACAGCUCACUCGCCUGGACGCGGCAUUAUUCGUCAAAGUGGUGCCUUAUGAAUGUUUGGGCUCUGUGUGGUCUCAGAGGGAUAAGAAAGAAAACCUGUCUCCCACCAUCAGAGCUACAAUUGCACAGUUUAACGCUGUGACUAAUCAGGUGAUGUUGUGCCUGCUCUGCCCAUCUGUGGAUGCCAGCUCUAGUCCCACGUUCUCCGGCCGCCCCCCCUCCACCCCCGCAACCAGGGCCAGGAUCAUUGAGAAGUGGAUCCGAGUAGCACAGGAAUGCAGACGCUUGAAAAACUUCUCCUCUCUCAAAGCCAUCCUCUCGGCUCUCCAGUCCAACGCUGUUUACAGGCUGAGAAAGUCCUGGGCUGCAGUAAACCGGGACAGUAUGGCCGCUUUCGAUAACCUCUGUGAAACCUUCCCAGAUGAAAACUGUGUUCUGAGCAAAGGGGAGCUUGUAGAAGUGGAGGGAAGUCAAGCCAGCGUGGAUAGCAUGUCUCCAAAGAUAUCCAAGAGGUGUCCAAUCUCCAGGCAAAUGAGUACGUCAUCAGGAGUGGUACCGUACCUGGGCACUUACCUGACAGUCCUGACCAUGUUGGACACUGCUCUGCCUGACACCGUGGAGGGUGGCCUCAUAAACUUUGAGAAGAGACGACGGGAGUUUGAAGUUCUGUCUCAGAUCCGGCAGCUUCAAGCAUCCUGUUCCCUGUACAACCUCCAUCAGCAUCCUCAGAUCACCUCAUGGCUUCAGGGAAAGAAGCUCCUCUCCGAUCAGGAGAGCUAUGAACUUUCCAGACAGCUGGAGCCGCCAGUCGACCUGAGCUCCCCAACAGCCUGGAGUCAUCGCUCCAUCACAAAGAAACUCUCCUUUCUCCGUGCGAUGAGUGAAGGGUCUAAGAAGCUGCCUCCAGACCAGAUUAGCGUGUCCUCCUCUGGCUCCAGUGGCUCUGAAAUGGAAGAUCUGUCCUCUCCGAACUCCAUCCCCCUUCAGACCUUCACCAGCUCUUGUUGCAGUGAGUCAGACUUCUCCACUGAAGUUUCCUCCUCCUCCUCGCCCACUCCCUCCUCCUCUUCUUCCUCGGACACCCAGCUGGACUCCCUGUGCUCCCCCCCAGCCUCAGAGUGCGGAGGGGCACGUCCGAAACCUUCUCUGGGAUCACACAAGCGCUCCGUUUCCAUGACAUCGCUCCCAGUCUACAACCGACAAGUGGCCGACUCGUGCAUCGUAAGGAUCAGUGUGGACUUGGGCCACAACAACGGGAACAUGUACAAAAGUAUACUGUUGACAAGCCAGGACAAGACUGCCCAGGUCAUCCAAAGAGCUCUGGAGAAGCAUCACCUUGAGCACAUGGACUAUGCCGACUUCACACUAACACAAAUUAUCUCAUCGGAACGAGAACUGCUAAUACCAGACAAAGCUAAUGUCUUCUACGCGAUGUCCACCACUGCCAACUUUGACUUUGUUCUACGCAAAUAUGAAAAAGAUCAGAAGAAACCGCUGAGUGCCACUCGGAGUCUGGGAAGAUACACAAAGUAGCAGCUUUGGCAGAAGGACAAAUGUACACAAAAAGCACUUUAUUAAGAAGUUUAUUGACAAAACUUGUUACUGGAGUUUAGAACCGGACCAUAGACCAUGAUCCAAGAAACAUGUGCUGCCUUCACUGACCUCGUUCAUACAGGAACAUUGAAAUCUGAGGAGCCAUUUCAUCUUUGCCAGUGGCUGCUUAGUAGCACCUGUGUGUUAAAAAGGAAAGUGGGUCAGAGAGAAACUAGUGGAGAUACUUUGAACUGCUGCCACGAGCCGCAUGGAAAAGUACUAGUCACCAAGAGUCUACGGUGACAUUGAACUUCAGUGGAUGAAAAACAUAAAAAGAGUAAAAUAUAAAUAUAAAAAAGUAGAUUUAUACAUGUAACUUGGCUUCAUGUGUAAGAAGUUUCUCAUAUGUACUGUAUUGAGUCAGAGUUGCUAAAACAUUUUUAGGAAUGCAAAAGCCAAUAGCGCCAAGUGAUGAUGUGUUCCCUUAUAAUUCUAGGUUUCUGUCUGCGUUCUGGGUGGAAUUUGAACAAAUUAGGAAAAAAAUAUAUAACUGUAAGUUUUCUGACAAGUCUUGUGAUUGCAAUAAGAACUGACAAGACUGAAAUAUGAACUGACAAACAAUACGAGACAUUUCUGAACAUGUUUGUACAGAUCAAAACUACAGGGUUAGCAGUUUUUAUGCAGGAUAUCACAGGAUAUUUUUGUUGUUUGGGGAAGAAAUUAUGGUACAAAAUACUUCAAAUUAUGAUUUUGAUUCGAUUGUCCUGACCUUUUGAGCACAAUGGAAUAGGGGAAUGGGGCAUUGCAUAUAUACUGUAAACCCAAAAAUCAUAUAAAGUGUUUUUGAAGUGUAAAGUAUUCAGGAUCAAGAACAUAUAAAUAACUGUUUCCAUAAUAAAAACUUAAAUGAGAAACUCUAUAAUUCUAAGGGGACAUAUUGUGCAGUGUUGAGCUCUGAGUAGCUAAGUUGAGAAUAAUGCAUUGUCUCUUGCUUCAUAUUAUUUUCAUGCUUGUUGACAUUGUGGUAUCACCUUGACUUGUACAGACUGGUGGGAUGGCAUUCCUCUGUCUGACUAAAACAUCUGAACUUUUCGAGACAGCACACAGCUCGGUGCAUUUGGGCUAAUAUGACAGCUAUGCUCACUAUUCUCUUUGCACGUAGCCUCACCUUAAUCUCUUUGAUUGUGUAUUGAAGGAAUGAUGCUAUGAUGUAAAUGAAUGUAAAUAUGUACAUGUUUUGAUGUAUUUAAUUUAAAUGAAUUUUUUUAAUUUACAAUGAUGUUGAAUAGUACUGCUGCUAACACAUCUCAGAACAGAUUCACCAUUUCAAUAGUGUGUAGUAAAGUCAUUUCCACUUCUCUGGUAAGAUUAUUUAAGACUAUUUUAAAUAAUCCCUCUUCACCAACCUGCACAUAUACAUGUUAAACUGAUUUAACAUACACAGUGUCUUGAGACAUUUGUUGACCUUGGUUUGAAUGUAAUGUUCAAAGAAAAUAAAAACAAAUACCA
This is a messenger RNA of Boleophthalmus pectinirostris (great blue-spotted mudskipper), 4031 nucleotides long. RefSeq names its product ral guanine nucleotide dissociation stimulator-like 1. Gene Ontology annotation, cellular component: plasma membrane. Gene Ontology annotation, molecular function: guanyl-nucleotide exchange factor activity. The record is from RefSeq and is a predicted model, not a curated record. NCBI's taxonomy places the organism in Eukaryota, Metazoa, Chordata, Actinopteri, Gobiiformes, Gobiidae. The coding region runs from base 318 to 2522 and encodes 734 amino acids. The transcript has 17 exons. Gene Ontology annotation, biological process: positive regulation of GTPase activity; Ras protein signal transduction.